Messenger RNA from Ailuropoda melanoleuca (giant panda), 1560 nucleotides. RefSeq names its product zinc finger protein 746 (gene ZNF746). NCBI's taxonomy places the organism in Eukaryota, Metazoa, Chordata, Mammalia, Carnivora, Ursidae. Gene Ontology annotation, biological process: regulation of DNA-templated transcription. The transcript is spliced from 8 exons. The record is from RefSeq and is a predicted model, not a curated record. The coding region runs from base 1 to 1560 and encodes 519 amino acids.
AUGGCAGCCACAAUUCAGGCCAUGGAGAGGAAGAUCGAAUCACAGGCUGCCCGCUUGCUUUCCCUAGAAGGGCGGACGGGGAUGGCCGAGAAGAAGCUGGCGGACUGCGAGAAGACGGCCGUGGAGUUCGGGAACCAGCUGGAGGGCAAGUGGGCCGUGCUGGGGACCCUGCUGCAGGAGUACGGGCUGCUCCAGAGGCGGCUGGAGAACAUGGAGAACCUGCUGAGAAACCGAAAUUUCUGGAUCCUGCGACUGCCCCCGGGCAGCAAGGGGGAGGCCCCCAAGUUGCCCGUGACCUUUGAUGACGUGGCCGUGUAUUUCUCUGAGCAGGAGUGGGGCAAGCUGGACGAGUGGCAGAAGGAGCUCUACAAGCACGUGAUGCGGGGCAACUACGAGACACUGGUGUCCCUGGACUACGCCAUCUCCAAGCCCGAGGUCCUCUCCCAGACUGAACAGGGGAAGGAGCCGUGCAGCUGGCGUCGCACUGGCCCCAAGGUUCCAGAUGUUCCUGUGGACCCGAGUCCAGGCUCGGGGCCCCCAGUUCCUGCCCCUGACCUCUUAAUGCAGAUCAAGCAGGAGGGCGAGCUCCAACUCCAGGAGCAGCAGGCGCUGGGGGUAGAGGCAUGGGCAGCCGGACAGCCAGAUAUCGGGGAGGAGCCGUGGGGCCUCAGCCAGCUGGACUCCGGAGCAGGAGACGUGUCUACGGACGCUGCCUCUGGUGUCCACUCCAACUUUUCAACCACUAUCCCACCCACUUCCUGGCAGGCGGACCUCCCUCCCCACCACCCUUCUUCAGCAUGCUCCGACGGGACAUUGAAGCUCAACACAGCAGCGUCCACGGAAGGGUACUCACAGACGGGCCGUUGGUCAGAGAGCUGCCUGAAGGCCACAGCUGGGCGGGGGGCACGGUACAAUCGCAGAUCCACCGGAGCCCGCACCGGGCUUCUGCCCCUUGGCUACUUUGCCGCCAGUGGUCAGCCUCAGGAUAAACCCGUGAUUCGCCUUGAGAGCCAAGGUGAACCCGGAACGUGUCCGGUCCAGGAAGGAGCCUGGGAAAGCCAGGGCAGCUCCUUCCCCAGCCAGGACCCCGUGCUGGGGCUGAGAGAGCCCGCCCGGCCCGAGCGGGACAUGGGUGAGCUCAGCCCUGCGGUGGCCCAAGAGGAGACCCCUCCAGGGGACUGGCUCUUUGGGGGGGUCCGGUGGGGCUGGAAUUUCAGGUGUAAACCCCCCGUGGGCCUGAACCCAAGGACUGGGCCCGAGGGGGUGCCCUACACCACUCCCGACAACGGAGAGGCAGUGCUGGACCCCAGCCAGGCCCCGAGACCCUUCAGUGACCCCUGUAAAUACCCCGGCCGGACAAAAGGCUUCGGCCACAAGCCCGGCCUGAAGAAGCACCCCGCGGCCCCUCCGGGAGGGCGGCCCUUCACCUGCGCCACGUGCGGGAAGAGCUUCCAGCUGCAGAGCCCGGCCUCGAAAGGACCCUUGGCCUCCACAGACCUUGUGACCGACUGGACUUGUGGUCUGAGCGUCCUGGGACCCAGCGAUGGCGCGGACCUGUGA